Emys orbicularis (European pond turtle) is the source of this 1422-nucleotide messenger RNA. Its product is annotated as tigger transposable element-derived protein 1-like. NCBI's taxonomy places the organism in Eukaryota, Metazoa, Chordata, Testudines, Emydidae. Gene Ontology annotation, cellular component: nucleus. Gene Ontology annotation, molecular function: DNA binding. The coding region runs from base 1 to 1422 and encodes 473 amino acids. The record is from RefSeq and is a predicted model, not a curated record. The transcript is spliced from 3 exons.
AUGGCCCCUAAACACAAGCCACCUACUUCAUCUGGUGCUCAGCCGAAGAAACAGCGAUCUGUUCCAACGCUGGAGGAAAAACUGGCUGUGUUGGACUUACUGAGAGACGGUAUGUCCAUCGCCAAUGUGGCACGUAAAUAUGGCCGCAACGAAUCUAGCACCCGUGCCAUCAAGAUUCGAGAGAGAGAAAUUCGUCAAGCCGUGGCAUCAAGAAACGUGCAGACUACUGCUGAAGCUGCAUCUGGCAAUGAGGAGGCAGCAAAAGCUUACCCCGAACAAUUAAAGAAAAUCAUAGAGGAAAGGGGCUAUCUUCCAGAACAAGUUUUUAAUGCUGAUGAGACUGGGCUCUUCUGGAAAAAAAUGCCCACCUGCACUUACGUUUCGAAAUCAGAAAGACAAGCCCCUGGCUUCAAAGCAGCUAAAGACUGUGUGACUGUGUUGUUUUGUGGCAAUGCGGCUGGGCAUUUAAUAAAGCCAGGCUUGCUCUACAGGGCUGCAAAUCCCCGUGCCCUAAAAGGCAAGAACAAAAAUCUCCUGCCUGUGUUCUGGCAAUCAAAUAAAAAGGCUUGGGUGACAGCAGCAUUAUUUCUGGACUGGUUCCACAAGUGUUUCAUUCUGGAGGUCAAGCAGUACCUUGAAGAGAAAGGACUUGACUUUAAAGUGUUGCUGAUCCUAGACAAUGCUCCUGGCCACCCUGUGGCACUCCGGUUUGCACAUAAUGACGUUGAAGUCAUCUUUCUCCCCCCCAAUACCACCUCCAUCCUCCAACCGCUCGACCAAGGUGUCAUUAGCUGUUUCAAGGCCACGUACACGAGGCUUACAUUCUCACGGAUCCUUACCGCUAUGGAUGCUGAUCCCAAUGUUAAUGUGAUGGAGUGUUGGAAGUCCUUCAGCAUUGCUGAUUGCAUCACUUAUAUUAAACAGGCAAUGGAUGCAGUCAAGCCUGAAACAGUCAAUGCAUGUUGGCGAAACCUAUGGGAAGACUGUUUGAAUGAUUUUAAGGGUUUCCCGACCAUUGACAAAGAAGUGAAACUCAUUGUUCAGGUGGCCAGGCAAGUGGGUGGUGAUGGCUUCAUUGACAUCCUCGAGGAAGAAAUUGAGGAAUUAAUUGAGGGCCAUAGAGAAACAUUGACUAACAAAGACCUCAAAAUCACACGUAGUAUUAUGGAUGAUUUGAGACUGUACCAAGAAAUGUUUGAGGAGCUCAAGAGACAACAGCGACAGUUGCCAAUCACCAUGUUUUUAAAGAAAAAACAACCAGCAGCAGCAGAGCCUACACAAUCAACUUCUCGAGCUGAACCAGAGCUCACCACUUCGUCUACGACUUGCUCUCCAUCACCCAAGCCUGGCCCAUCGUCUCCUGGUUCGACAUCAAGCCCUGACGACUCAAUGAUAGUGUCGUCAGGGGAAGAGGAAGCCUAA